AUUGGGCAAAGUGACAUUACUCAAAACCACAUCUUCAUCAUGGCGGAACAAACUGAGAAGGCGUUCAGGAAGCAAAAGAUCUUUCAGAAUGCAAAGAGCAGAGGUACUGCCCGUCUGCACGCUAAAACGAAGAGAUGGUAUAAGGAUGUCGGUCUAGGCUUCAAAACCCCUCAAGAGGCCAUCAACGGUACUUACAUCGACAAAAAGUGCCCAUUCACCGGAGAGGUCUCUAUUCGAGGUCGUAUUCUGACCGGCGUCGUCCACUCGACCAAAAUGACCAACACCAUUAUCAUCCGUCGUGAAUACUUACACUUCGUUCCUAAAUACCGUCGAUACGAGAAGCGUCACAAGAACCUGGCCGCUCACUGCUCACCUGCCUUCCGUGUUGAACAAGGGGACACUGUCACCGUUGGUCAAUGUCGCCCUCUCUCCAAAACGGUCCGAUUCAACGUUCUCCGUGUGAGCAAGAACCAGGCCGCCGCUAAGGCUUUCGGCAAGUUUUGAGCUCGGAGUAUGAUGAGGUCUCAAGGCUUGUAAGAUGAUGCAUGGCAUUCCAGCGCUCAGUGCAUGUUUGGGAUGUCCCGUCUUGAUCGUGUGCAUGUUGAGUAUGCGGCUUGCUACUAGCUGCUCGCAUGGUAUCGUUGUGUUAUGCUACAGUACUCUAUGAUCU
This is a messenger RNA of Tremella mesenterica DSM 1558, 670 nucleotides long. RefSeq lists its product as uncharacterized. Gene Ontology annotation, cellular component: ribosome; cytosolic small ribosomal subunit. NCBI's taxonomy places the organism in Eukaryota, Fungi, Basidiomycota, Tremellomycetes, Tremellales, Tremellaceae. The record is from RefSeq and is a predicted model, not a curated record. Gene Ontology annotation, biological process: translation. Bases 40 to 504 code for a protein of 154 amino acids. Gene Ontology annotation, molecular function: structural constituent of ribosome. The transcript is spliced from 5 exons.